Molecule: messenger RNA, 1904 nt
Organism: Gastrolobium bilobum
Lineage: Eukaryota; Viridiplantae; Streptophyta; Magnoliopsida; Fabales; Fabaceae
Product: probable WRKY transcription factor 48
Exons: 4
Coding region: 131-1159 (342 amino acids)
Biological process (GO): regulation of DNA-templated transcription
Molecular function (GO): sequence-specific DNA binding; DNA-binding transcription factor activity
Source: RefSeq, a predicted model, not a curated record
GAAAAUUAAUAGGCACACUUCCUUUUUGAGUUUUCAGCCCAAAAGGAAGAUAAAAAAUUAAAAAGAAAAAAUGAGGAAUAUGUGCUCAUCUUUGUGUUGAUAUAUAGCACAAACAAUCUACAAAAAAUCAAUGGAGGAGAGACACCCGAACAAUUCAUCAUCAUCCACACCCACCACCCCCAUGGCAUUUUCCGACGAGAUUCCGAGCAUAAACAUGAACACCACCAACUUGACUUUCCCUUUUCAAACCGCUAUGUCCACCAUCUUUGAAAUGAUGCCAUCCUCCUCGUGUGAUCAAAAGGUCUCAUCUUUUGGCUUCGUGGACUUGUUGGGUGUUCAUGAUAACAGCCCUUCUUUAUUCGAUUGGUUCCCCAUAACCGCCGCUGCCACCACCGACACCGCCGCCGCCGUCAACCACCCUCUCCCGUCGCCGGCAAGUUCCAAUGUCCCUGACUCCUCCGAGGUGUUGAACACUCCGGCAUCACCCAAUUCGUCUUCAAUUUCAUCGUCGUCGAAUGAAGCCACAGCAAACAACACCAACGAACAACAGAGUGAUAAUAAUAAACCUGGGAAUCAACAUGAAGCAGCAGAGGAUGAUGGUGGAGCUGAAAAAAAUGACCAAGAUCAAGACAAGACUAAGAAACAGCUGAAACCAAAGAAGAAGAACCCAAAGAAGCAAAGAGAACCGAGAUUUGCUUUCAUGACAAAAAGCGAGGUGGAUCACCUUGAUGAUGGUUAUAGAUGGCGCAAGUACGGCCAAAAAGCUGUGAAAAACAGCCCUUAUCCCAGGAGCUACUAUCGUUGCACCAUGGUUGGUUGCGGCGUCAAGAAGCGCGUGGAGCGUUCCUCCGAUGACCCUUCGGUCGUUGUCACCACCUAUGAGGGCCAGCACACCCACCCGUGCCCCUCCACAAUGCGGGCUAGUACCUCACACUUUGUGCUGCCACAUCAUCAUCAUCAGUUUCAUCAGCAAAAUGUGCAACAAGCAUCGCCUUUGUCAUAUAACUCCACUAUGAACUCCUCGACGUUUGGUAGCAUUGUUCAAGAUCAUGCCAAUCGUCGAGGUUUUGGGUCGGUUCAUGAAACUUAUUUAAGGGACAACGGGCUGCUUCAGGACAUUUUUGUGCCAACACAGAUGCCGAAGGAGAGGAAUGAUUGAAUCAUUGAAGAUCAUUAGCUUGGUAUGGUAUUUAUAACAUGAUGUUUAUGGGUCUGUGGGGGCUUUCUGUUUUAGAGGUUAAUUACUGUAUAGAAUGCAAGUCAGAUAGCUUUGCGUUCAUAUGAAACCUUUUUGGAGGUUGACUUUUGAUAUGACUAUUGGCCUUGUGGCUUAAAGAGGGGAUUGAGAUUCUGAUUUUGUUAAUGUAAUUGUUUUUUUUUUUUUCUUCCCUUCUAUGGGCUUAUUCUGUGUAACUAGAGAUUUUUUAGACAAUGAGCCAUUUUUUACUCUCUUCCCUGUAUUGUUCAGAUUGUUUGACAGGGUUAAUUAUUCAUGCAGAGAAAGCAAUAUUUUUAGGGUUUGGCCAUUAGGGUUUUACCUUAAUUUGUGAAUCUACUACUUAGUGGUUGACAUAUUCUAGCUAGCUGAAUCUUCCCUGUCAGAUAGAUACAUAAGGCAGAGAUAUUUAAUGGGGAAAGGGAAGUAGUCAAGGAUGUAAAUUAACUUGGAAUUUGAUCCUCUAGUUAGUGAUUAGCGAAGGCGUUGGGAAAUGACUAAAGGCUAAGAAAGAAAGUUGAUGAAAACUAUGUCUAGUAUGAAAGAGUUUUAUAAUUGUACCGUGACUGGAAACAAUGCAUAAUGAGGUAUGGAAAAAGUUGCAACUUUAGUACUUGAACAGUACCAUUUAGCUUUUGUACAAUGCCUUUUAUAUCAUCACUCUUCCCCUGUAAGCUACAUAAAAGCG